AUCCCUUACUUUUAGAUUGUAUCUCAUAUCUAUCUCGAGUAUUCAACACAGAAAAACCUUGUAGUACGCAGUACUGCUGAAAUAAAAUAAACAUGAGAGGAUUUCUCCCUCAACCCAUCUCAUUCCAUACACAACCCAUGGGUUCGCCAUAGCCAAAACCCAUGCUGUGCUCGCCGCGUGAUUGAGCCUCUCCACCGUCCUCUCUUCGCUGGUUCCCACGGGGUUAACCAUACGAUUUCUCGCUCAAUUUUGUUCUAAUCAAUCACCUUGCCCAAAUUCCAUUCCGGAAACGUGCCAUGGAGCCCGUGUUCUCACUGCUGGAGGAGGCGAUGCCCGAGCCCGACUCUAACCCCGGUCGGACCUCGCCGCCGCAGCUGCAGGCACACGUGCUCGCCGGAGGAGUCAGAGGAGCAGGAGGAGUGGGCGUCGGUGAGAUCGUUGGCGAUGGCGCGAUAGAAUUGUGCUUCGACAAGUCCAUGGAGGAGUCGUCGCUGCUCAACGUCCCCACGGAGCCAGUGGCGAACCCGGACGCCUCGACGCUUCACCCUAAUCCCACGGCGGAGGUGAGCCGCAAGAGGCGGUACGACGUUCAUGAGGAGGAGGAGGUGGUGGGGGUCAUCCCCACGCCGCCUGCGGCGGGCGCGGUGCUGGACCCCGUGGGCUACAACGCGAUGCUGAGGCGGAAGUUGGACGCGCAUCUCGCCGCCGUCGCCAUGUGGAGGACUACUCGAGGAAUUUGCCGACAAAGCUCCCAUGACAAUAGAGCAUCACAAAAUCCAGAUUCUAUCCAAGGCUCAGAAAAUCACACUGGAGAUGCUAGUGUGCAACAACUUAGCUCUUCCUCAUGGGAGCCAUCACCAUCGGAUGAUGAUAUGGAAGGGGAGGCACAAACAAUUGGAACUAUGAAUAUUAGUGCAGAGAAAGUGAACAAAAGAAAAGAAUCUAACCGGGAUUCGGCGAGACGCUCAAGGAGUAGAAAAGCAGCUCAUACGAAGGAACUAGAGGAGCAAGUCUCACUAUUAAGAGUUGCAAAUAACUCCUUGAUGAGACAUCUUGCAGAUGUAAGUCACAGAUACGUCAAUACCGCUAUUGACAAUAGGGUAUUGAAGGCAAAUGUUGAAACCCUAGAAGCAAAGGUAAAGAUGGUCGAGGAAACUAUGAAGAGAAUUACAUCCACCAACAAUUUCCCCCAAGCAAUAUCUGGCAUAUCAUCUCUCAGGACCCAUUUCAGUGGUUCCCAAUUGGAUGGUAUCUUUGAUACUACAUUGCCAACCCAAAACAUGUCACUUAACCAUUUUUCCACUACAGCAACAAAUUUUGAUGUGAGCAGCAACUACAUCCCCGAGCUAGCUCCGGCAUACCAGAUCCAUGAUCAAAUAUCUUCGCUACAUACGCAACCUAUGCCAUGCUUGGAUCAUCACCCACGGAGGAUGCCCUUUGGUAUUCCAAGUACAUUGGUGCCUACCCCACAACGGGAAUCCACUACAUUGGAUUCAAAUGAAAUAGGCAACAUGGUGAUGCAGUAGGAAUUAUGUGAGAGACCUGAGCCGGAAUUAUUAUUUUAAAAUAAAUAUUGCCGUUGUUCUUGGUGGCCAUUGGGGGUAUUUGUAAUGGUUUCUCACCUUGUUAAGCUCAGACUUGUUUAAGGAAUAUCUAUCAUUGUUGUUUCAGAAAGAACCUAUACAUUGUUGGUAUCCCAUAACUAAUAAAAUAUAUCAAAGGUUAUUGGACAAUAAAGUCAUGUGGUUGA
Molecule: messenger RNA, 1750 nt
Organism: Hordeum vulgare subsp. vulgare (domesticated barley)
Lineage: Eukaryota; Viridiplantae; Streptophyta; Magnoliopsida; Poales; Poaceae
Product: bZIP transcription factor RISBZ1-like
Exons: 6
Coding region: 297-1526 (409 amino acids)
Biological process (GO): regulation of DNA-templated transcription
Molecular function (GO): DNA-binding transcription factor activity
Source: RefSeq, a predicted model, not a curated record